Molecule: messenger RNA, 689 nt
Organism: Xyrauchen texanus (razorback sucker)
Lineage: Eukaryota; Metazoa; Chordata; Actinopteri; Cypriniformes; Catostomidae
Product: fatty acid-binding protein, heart-like
Exons: 4
Coding region: 94-498 (134 amino acids)
Biological process (GO): fatty acid transport
Cellular component (GO): cytosol; nucleus
Molecular function (GO): fatty acid binding
Source: RefSeq, a predicted model, not a curated record
UUGAAAAAUGCUGCAGUCUUUCAGCGGAAAAUCAGAUUAAACUUGCGCUGUGAACUUAAAGUUUGUUGAAACGGAACGUUAUCAUUAGGAAAAAUGGUUGAUAAAUUCGUGGGAACAUGGAAGAUGACCACCAGCGAAAACUUUGACGAGUACAUGAAGGCAAUAGGUGUGGGUUUCGCUACUCGUCAGGUGGGAAACAGAACCAAACCGAAUCUGGUCGUGUGUCUGGAUGAUGAAGGGUUCAUAUGCAUGAAAUCACAGAGCGCCUUCAAAACUACGGAGAUGAAAUUCAAACUGAACGAGUCAUUCGAGGAGACCACUGCAGAUGAUAGAAAGACUACGACCGUCGUGACCAUUGAGAAUGGCAAACUUGUGCAAAAACAGAACUGGGAUGGCAAAGAGUCCACGAUAGAGAGGGAGGUGACAGAUGGAAAAUUAGUAGCUAAAUGCACUAUGGGCGAUGUUGUGGCUGUACGGACAUAUGUGAAGGAGGCAUGAGGUUAUCCAUUCUGGAUUUGAAGAUGCCAGGCUCAGUUCAAUGAGCAAAAAGCCAAAGUGACACAUUAUUGCUUUUACCAAAAAUCUAAUUUUGUUUUUGACACCAAAGCAAAUGUGGGCUGACCAUUUUAAAAUGCAUUUAUUAUAAGUCUUCAUGGUGCUUUGAAUAAAGUUGUUUUUAUUUGCUUUCA